CAGCAGAGAGAGAGAGAGGCUGGCUGAUUUAAUUCAUUGUCUCUCAGAUCAGUUGUGUUUCGCACACUCGUGCAUCCAAAGCUCAGGUGCUGACUGCAGCCAGGGCUGAAUGAAGGCUUGCACUUGCCCCAGAAGACAGGAUCCCUUCAAAUUUUUAUUUCCUCUCGGGGAUCAGAGCUGCGAUGUAUCACUUGCUAAAAAAUUGCUGCGGUGAAGCUGGUAUUCAAGGAAAAAAACGUGCCUUACCAAACUGACAAAGGAUUUCAGCUGGCAAACGAUGGGGGUGAAUUAAAGUGCUUCCUAGCAAAGAAGAUGGUUGAAGUGCACAACAUGACCUCCCCUGACCUCUGGCAGGAAGGAGGUGAAUCAGAGAAUUCACCGUGCAUGCUUGGAGCCCUUCCCAUCAUUUACUACAGCGGCCUGCUCUGUUUGGGCUUACCAGUGAAUAUUCUGAACGUAAUUGUCCUCUCCCAUCUGGCCAUCAAGACACAGAAAUCCUCCUACCGCUACCUUCUCUCUCUCUCUGCUUCCGACAUCCUCACUCAGUUCUUCAUCAUCUUUAUCGGCUUCAUCCUAAAGACGGCUAUUCUCCAGCGCAAGAUCCCUGACCCACUGGAGCACACAAUCAGCGUCCUGGAAUUUGCGGCCAAUCACGCUUCCAUCUGGAUUACAGUGGUGAUGACGAUCGAUCGGUAUUAUGCCCUUUGUCACCCCCUGAGAUACCGCAUGGUGUCAUACCCAGAACGUACCCACAGAAUAAUAGCAAUGGUCUUUGCAAUGGCUUUAAUCACGGGCAUCCCGUUUUACUGGUGGUCUGAUAUGUGGCGAGUCAGUAACCCACCCACCGUUUUGGACCAAGUUCUGAUAUGGAUCCAUUGCUUCAUUAUCUACUUCAUUCCGUGCUCACUAUUUCUCAUCGUCAACUCACUGAUCGUCUACAAGCUGAAGAAGAAAGCUCCGGCCAACCGUUCAGGGAAGACUACCGCGAUUCUUCUCACAGUUACUACCGUUUUCGCCAUUCUCUGGGCACCUCGGACCGUGGUUGUUAUCUACCACCUGUACGUUUCUUCAGCUAACAGGAACUGGAAGGUCCACCUGAUGCUCGACCUGGCCAACAUGCUGGCCAUGUUAAGCACCGCAAUCAACUUCUUUCUGUACUGCUUUGUGAGCAAGCAGUUCCGCGUAACGGUGAAGGAGGUAAUCCUGUCCUUCUGCAAGCACUGA
Molecule: messenger RNA, 1224 nt
Organism: Mobula hypostoma (lesser devil ray)
Lineage: Eukaryota; Metazoa; Chordata; Chondrichthyes; Myliobatiformes; Myliobatidae
Gene: gpr142
Product: G protein-coupled receptor 142
Exons: 3
Coding region: 313-1224 (303 amino acids)
Biological process (GO): G protein-coupled receptor signaling pathway
Cellular component (GO): plasma membrane
Molecular function (GO): G protein-coupled receptor activity
Source: RefSeq, a predicted model, not a curated record